Molecule: messenger RNA, 1484 nt
Organism: Colias croceus (clouded yellow)
Lineage: Eukaryota; Metazoa; Arthropoda; Insecta; Lepidoptera; Pieridae
Product: retinol dehydrogenase 13-like
Exons: 1
Coding region: 298-1191 (297 amino acids)
Source: RefSeq, a predicted model, not a curated record
UUUUGCAGUAAUAAAAACUUGUAGAAAUUUGUUUAGGCUGUACAAUAUGUAGCAAGAAGUAAGAACCAAAAUACUUAAAUUCCAUGCAUUCAUUCCUUCGUUAUUUUAACCUCAACAGCAUUGUUCACUAAAUGGGCACCGCCAACUAAACGAGAAACAAUGGUACUUCGCGAGACAUUUUUGUCAUAAAAAUAAUAAUAAUAAAUGCAUAGUCCAUUUACAGCGUUAACUUCCUGCAUAAUGACAGUACCUUGAUCGACUUCGUGCUGUGUUAUUGUAUUAUGGAUUAAUAAGAAAAUGUGUAACACCGAAUCAAGGCUUGAUGGUAAAACCAUCAUAGUGACCGGUGGUAGUGCAGGAAUAGGCUAUGAAGCUGCUAAAAAUCUAGCCUAUAAAGGAGCUAGAGUCAUCAUCGCAAGUCGCAACAAAACCAAACUUAUAAAAGCCAAAGAUCGCCUCCAAAAACUAACAGGGAAUCCACUUAUCACAUACAGGCAAAUAGAUUUAGCAUCAUUGAAAUCUGUGAGGAACUUUGCAAGCGAGACAUUAAAAGCGGAAGAAAGGUUAGAUGUUUUAAUAAACAAUGCUGGCGCAGUGGGACUGUCAGACCGACUCACUGAAGAUGGACUCAACUUGACAAUGCAAGUGAAUUAUUUCGGCGCGUUCCUGCUUACAUAUCUAUUGCUGCCUCUGUUGAAGUCCUCAUCACCGAGUCGUAUAAUAAACAGUUCAGCGUCGUCAAUGUACAUUGGACAUUUGGAAUUCGAUCAUUGGAAUGAUAUCGGAAGGUAUAACUCUAUAGAAUCUCUAGCCAAUUCUAAGCUGGCUGUUGCACUAUUUACAGCUGAAUUAGGUAAUAAGCUAAAAGAUACUGGUGUCACAGCAAAUACCUUCGAUCCAUUCAUAGUUCGUGAGACAGAUAUUCUAAAUAAUAUACCAGGCUUGAUUCGAAAUGUUUCUCAGUUGUUUGUGGAUGUAAUUGGACAGCCUAAAGAAGAUGUAGGAAGAGAAAUAACGUUCUUAGCAGCGGAUCCUAAUAUGGAAAAUGUCACUGGAGAGCAUUAUAAGUUCUGUAAAAAAUGGAUAAACCAUUGGUUGGUCAAUGAAGAAUUGUUGACUAAGCUGUUAUGGGAUGAAUCAAAGAAGGUUGUUAAUAUUACUUCAGAAGAAGAUUGGGAACGAGUAACAUGACGAAACUACGUUUUAAACAAAUUUUAUUUUAUAAACAAUGUGAUUAAUACGAACGUGUGUAAAAAGUGUAAAUAAUGGACAGGUACUAUUUCUUUUUCCUUACUCUUCUGGUUACGCAAUUUCUAUAUUAAAGUGAUAAAUAUAAUAAACUAUAAGUUAUACCUAUCUUAUAACCAAGCAUUGCCAGUGUUAAGGCCUUCAAACCUUGAAAACCUUGCGUAAGUAAAUUGUGAAACAAGAUUAUGAAAUUACCAAUCAACUUAUUUGCAAUGUUGAUAUUGAAAUAAUUUCAA